CUCGUGCAGAAAAGUAAGCUCGAUCCCAGUUCGAACGGUUCGCCGCGAUCGUUCCGUCUCCGAUUUAGCCGGUUCGCGUGCAAUUCGAUCGCGCGAGAAAACGCCUGGCCGCCUCUUAGACAACGAAGGAACCACGUCUGGGAGGACACGCCGCUUCCGGCGCUGCUGAUUCCCGUUUCCUCUUCGUUUCGAACACACGGAAGUCUUUUCCUACCCCCGGCAUGUCUCCGCUUGGUGCUCAUAGGCUGCGCGCUGUCAAAUCACGCGUUCAUCCUCCAAGAUCUGACAUUCUGAAAAAAUGGUGGCCUUGGUGGUUACUUUUGCCAGGAUGCCUGGCAUCCUGGACAAGAUACAUCGAAGAAUAUGACGCAAUCAGAGUUGCCAGAUGCGAUGCCCGUUGCGGAAGAAAUUACACCGACGAGUGUAUGGAAAAUUGCCUGGACUCCAAUUACACGAAACCUGGUUACUGCCCUGACCAGGCAUCUCUGUCACCGUUCGAGGCUGCUUGUUUAGUAGCCUGCGUCGACGAUUCCCGUUGUUCGGACUUAGCGAAGUGCUGCAAACACGACUGCGGCGUGACUUGCGUUCAUCCUAUCGGUUUGGACAAUAGAACUGACUUACCAGAAGUGCCUGAAAACCUACAAAUCCGACAACAGAAGAGUAAUUUAGUUGUUCUCACUUGGCGGGACUCUAAAACACCAGACAAUGAUGUGAGAUAUUUGGUGGAGGAACGACACCUACUAGGUCCGAGAUACUUAGAAUCCAGAUUAAGUUCCUGGUCAGUGCGACAUGUUUCGAUGAAGUCGCACGCGACCCUUCGCGCUCGAUUGAAAACUGGACAUUGGUAUCAGUUUCGUGUGGCAGCCAUCAAUGGAAACGGUUCUCGAGGGUAUUCUCAACCGUCCAGACCUUUCAAAACGAAAGAGCCUCGGAGUCCCAAAGAACCGCAGAACUUAACGUUAUCCGGCGCGCGCCUAAUCGGUGGAAAAUUACGUGUCAUGCUCAGAUGGGGGAAACCAGCCUCGGAUGUGCCAAUUACUUUCUAUAAAGUAUUUUGGAGUCGCCUCGUUCACGGCCCGACCAACAAUUCCCUUCUCGUUUAUCAUCGAACCAUAUUAAAAGAUAAGACCUGUUACGAACUGAAGGAUUUGGAACUGAACUACCAGUACUUUCUUCAGGUGCAAGCUGUCGCGUUGUACGGGGGCCGACGGCUGGUGUCGCGAAAGUCUUCGAAGGUCUUCAAUAGCACGGAUUACAUGGUAUAUGCCGACCGAGAGAGACGUUCUCGCAGGUGCGAACCAAAUCAGACCAGCCUUCAGUUGCGACGUAUGAUUUGUCAGUGCGGAGAAGUCAGGGCACGAUUGGUUUGGCCGGUGCACCACCAGGUGAAAGCGUACAACGUUUCAUGGCGAGAGGAAUCCUGUCCAUCACCUCACGAGAAGAACCAACAACAGAAGCAAACAUUCUGGAAAGUUGUUCAGACACCACACCUCGAUAUACAUCUUCGAAGGGAAUGCAUGUACAGCGUCAACGUUCGAAAUAUCGUCGAAAAUGAGAACGACGACGACCAUGGUGUCAGCAUCGAAUUCCUCGCUAAUGGGUGUCAGAACGAAUACGAUCAAAAAGGCAAGAAACAUACCCGCGGAAAGACGGUGCAGUGCAAAAACAAAUCGUCGAGAAAGAAACGACAAUAUUCUGGGCUGUUUGUAAUAUAACAUUUUGUUUCUUUUACUCUCUCUCUCUCUCUCUCUUGUCUACCGGUUAAGUAAUUGUUACUUCGAUAUUCUCUCAUCCAUGGUUAAUAAGAGUUCGAUUAAUCAUCGGUUACACGCUGAUUUAAUUAAGGAAUCGUAUUACUUCAUAAGUGUAUAAUAGUAACAUGUAUGAAAUGCACAUGUAAAAUUUAUUUAUAAAGUUGUAUAAUGCCUAAAACAUCUCGGUAAAAUUCACCCGAACAGUGCGCGAAUAUCGGAUGAUGAUCAGCUACAACGUGCAGAGGCCACGCUUCCGUAUGUAUAACAUAAUUGAUCCGAGUAUAACUUGCUGAUAAUUUGAUAAUAACACAUGACCGAAUCCUGUUAUACCAAUACGUUUUAUUACGAGCACAACAGUUUGAUAAACAUAAAACUUAACAGUGUGAACAUUAAAUUCGACGUAGGCAUUGCGACAGAAGAAUCGAUGCCACGGAGAUAAACUUUUCUGUCUCCAAGAUCUUGGGUUGGUCUGUAAUUGUGGCUCAAGGUGCCGUUCUUCGCCUUAACACUUUCAAAAACGUGCAACUGUAAAGAAACGAAAGAUUAUAUGCUAAUUUCGCUUUUCUUUGUCGUAAUUAAAUGCUUGGUUUUGCAAAGUAUAAUAGAGAAAUCUCCUCGCGUAAAAAGCGAGGGUUGUAGAAUCAAUUUAAGUCUGAUUAUAAUUAGACUGCGGACUUUUAUGCAUUCAUCACAAAAAUGGAUGUGUCAAAUAGACAAUAAUCAAACUUUGCUUUGAUGGUUUAAGUUAAUAAAUUUAGAUUUAACUAUUAUUUUAUUAUUUGCGACUUAUUAAAAUUAGCAAAAGAAAGAAAUGAAUCUUAUUGCAAUUAAUGCAGGCAAUUUUCAUUUUGCAUAGAGAUUUGCAGUCUACUAGUUACAGUAAACAUCAUAGAAGUGAACCGCGAAUCGUAAGGUCGACUGUAAUCAACUUCAAGCGAAUGCAUGUAUAAAUGAACUAAUUAAAUGCAUUAUACUUACAAUGAUAUUUGCAUAUUAAUUUCUUUAACCCUCCUCCGGUAUAAUAAUCCAUUUCUUCUUAACUUUCCGUCGAAUUUUUAUGUUUAUUACAAAUGGGUUUAAACAUUUAACACUUACAUGUUCAAUUAGGAACUACAAUUAGUUACCUCAGACUUUUCGAAAUCCCAAAACAAUAAAAAAUGUCGGCGGAGGGUUAAGUGCAACAGUGACAGAUUUGCUCCAAGCGACUUUUUUUUAUCUAAUUAUCAAAAUGCAUUAAUAAAAUUUGACUUGAAAUUAAUAAAUACUCUGAUCAAUUAUUAUAUAUUUAUUAGGCAAAACCCUUUUUUGAUAUCAAUGGUGAAUAAAGGUUGAGUAACAAGUGCAGAAGGUAAGAAUAUUAUAAUUUCUAAUUGAAAAGAGGGUGAAUCGUAUCGAUAAAUUAAUAAAAUUAUAAAAAGAAGCUUUAGUUAAAAACAGAAAAUAAGUGUGGACAUGGUAGAAAGAACAUUUUAAACCCUUCGAAAGAAGGUUUUAUGAUACGAAAAGUAAAGGAAGAUCCAAAAGUAAGUGUUCCCAGAAUUAUUGGGCUGCUAGAAAAUUUCUAAAUGGAAACGGUAACGUCGACAGACGAAAACCACUUGUGAAUGCUAUUAAUAGAAAAAACACAUUAGAGUUUGCGAAAAAAUAGAUAUCGAAACCUCCGGCCUUCUGUGUGGUAUAAGGUAAUUUGUUGUGACGAAUUCAAAUUUGCAACCGACUGUAAAAUAUGAAUAUCGGUGCAUUUUAAUUACUACGAAAAGAAUUUUUAAAAACUUUAAAUUUUACAAACACUUGAAUCGACGCUUUCUUUUAUAAAUCUACCAAUAAUUCUGGUACUAUAUAAGUGUAUCAUUUAAUUAAGAACGUCGGCUUGAAAUCAUCGAUAUUACAUUGACUAUCAAUAAUUCAAUCGCUGAAAUUAUCAAUCAAAAACAAUUUAUAAAUCACCUAAAAAAUCUACCUGCAUUCUCUUAAUUAUAUGCAUUACCCACAGCGAAUAUUAUAUGUUGAGGUCGGCCUCGAAACAGCGUGCAUGAAACCAGUGCCGACGAUUUCAAUGCGAAAGGGUUAAAUUUAAACGGUAAAAUUCCUCGUUGCACGAAUAGACGAACGUUACUUCCUUUCAAAAUAAGCGGUGUAUAUAAGGUGUUUAGUACUUUGUGAAGAGUGUUGUAUAAACAAGCCUGCGUUCACUUUAAGCAAUUUCUGUUGAGACAAGUAAACCACCUAUACAACACGAUAUAGUAGCCGUAAUUUCUGUGCACUGAGAUCACGCCUGUAAUACUACCGCACGCUGCGAAACGCAUUGUGUACCAGAAAAUAUUGAAGUUUUAGUUAUUUUCUUACAUCGAGUUAUCGUAUGUACAAGUGUUAUAAAGAAUAUAUGCGAAUAGUUUAGAUUAAAACAGAAUUCAAAGUAAGCUUCGAAAGAUAUUUUUCGCUUCCUAAAUCUGAAAAUAGGUAGCCAUAAAAAAUUCGUGUUGAACCUAUUUCGAUAGCCUUGCACGUGCGCCGUUUUUCAGUACAUUUGGAAACUGCUCGAAUAAUGUAAUUUUUAAACACACUAACAAUCGCUGCUAAUUUUUCUUCUUCGGUUUACACAUCGAAUUUAUAAUUCGAUUCGUGUUAGAACGAUGUUUAUUUGUUUACGUAAUUACUGCGUGCAGCUGUACCUCAAGCCUCGCAUGAGAAUUUCCUUUUUGUUUAAAAUGAAAAUUCCAAUAAUCCAAAAAUCGAAUUUUCCUUGAACUUUGUAUCUUUCUAUGAGCCAUCGACGAAACUAUCAAACAAUUUUUUUGAAUAAUUUGAAGAUUCUCUAUGAUGAAGGUAUCUACUAAAUAUUAAUGUCCGUCUUUAUUCGCCUCGCAACGUAUAAGCUCUACGAAAUGUUCUGUAAAAUACUGGUGGAGAUAAAAAUCACUAAGACGUUUUAAUUUCUGCAGUUGUAAAAUAAUAGCGGAAAAAAUGUUCGAUGCUUUUACUGGAGUUCGUUUCAUGCUAGCUUGUAAGAUUUGAAAAAAUAUUAGAGUAUUUUCGGAUCAUCGAAACUCCGUUUCUCUGUCCUAGUAAUACCUACUAACGGCCGAAUGAGCAUUCGUGAUCAAACAUAAGAACUUUUUAUACAAAACAUGUAUUUAUCUUUAAGUGACUAGAUAAGUAGUCUUAAAAUAUAAUAAAUCAUACUAAUAUUUGCUUAACAA
Megalopta genalis is the source of this 4954-nucleotide messenger RNA. RefSeq names its product anosmin-1 Kallmann syndrome 1 (gene Kal1). Gene Ontology annotation, biological process: neuron differentiation. Gene Ontology annotation, molecular function: peptidase inhibitor activity; protein binding. The record is from RefSeq and is a predicted model, not a curated record. Lineage: Eukaryota; Metazoa; Arthropoda; Insecta; Hymenoptera; Halictidae. Gene Ontology annotation, cellular component: extracellular region; cell surface.